Helianthus annuus (common sunflower) is the source of this 1485-nucleotide messenger RNA. Its product is annotated as UDP-rhamnose/UDP-galactose transporter 6. Lineage: Eukaryota; Viridiplantae; Streptophyta; Magnoliopsida; Asterales; Asteraceae. The record is from RefSeq and is a predicted model, not a curated record. Gene Ontology annotation, cellular component: Golgi apparatus. The transcript has 6 exons. The coding region runs from base 294 to 1301 and encodes 335 amino acids. Gene Ontology annotation, molecular function: UDP-galactose transmembrane transporter activity; antiporter activity.
AUACUUCAUUGGGUUUGUGGGUUUAUUUCAGUCAAACUCCUUUCCCUUCACCACCACCACCACCACCUUCAAUCGUGUGAACAACCGAUCCAUUCAUUCCAUCCUCAACAUCUCAAUUCAUCAAGUUGAUGCUUGGUAUGCUAUAUUGCUUAUUAUUAAUCUUUUAUCUAUUUCAUAAGACACAAGUGACAAAACAAGAAAGCUUCCUUGGGUAAUGUGGAAUUGCAGAAAUCUAUUUUUCAUUCACAAGGGGUAAACAUUCUUCUGUACAAGAAUACCAAAGUAUUGUGAAAAUGACUCCAUCAAGUAAGGCUGAUAAAAAGGCAGUAAUCGACAUUGCGGCAUGGACGUUCAACAUAGUCACUUCUGUCGGGAUUAUCAUUGUGAACAAAGCUUUAAUGGCCACAUACGGUUUCACAUUUGCAACGACAUUAACGGGAUUACAUUUUGUUACCACAACCUUGAUGACGAUUGUUCUUAGGUGGUUAGGUUACAUUCAACCGUCUCAUCUACCCAUUCCAGAUCUUCUGAAAUUUGUCUUAUUCGCCAACUUCUCAAUUGUUGGAAUGAAUGUCAGUCUAAUGUGGAACUCUGUGGGAUUCUACCAGAUAGCAAAACUGAGUAUGAUCCCUGUAUCCUGCUUGUUGGAAGUUGCUUUUGAUAAGAUACGAUAUUCAAGAGACACAAAACUCAGUAUUUUAAUUGUUCUUCUGGGCGUUGCUGUCUGCACUGUUACUGAUGUGAGUGUUAAUACUAAAGGUUUUAUUGCUGCUGUUAUUGCCGUAUGGAGUACAGCUCUUCAACAAUACUAUGUGCAUCAUCUUCAAAGGAAAUACCAGUUGAGUUCUUUUAAUCUGUUAGGACAUACUGCUCCGAUCCAGGCUGGAUCCCUGCUACUAUUGGGCCCCUUUGUGGAUUACUGGUUGACUAACAAGAGAGUCGAUGCUUUUAAGUUUGAUACAGCAUCUUCGUUAUUCUUAUUCCUAUCAUGCACCAUUGCAAUUGGGACCAACCUGAGCCAAUUCAUCUGCAUCGGGCGGUUCACCGCGGUCACAUUCCAAGUCCUCGGUCACAUGAAAACCAUACUCGUGCUCACACUUGGGUUCAUCUUUUUCGGUAGAGAAGGACUCAAUCUACACGUGGUUCUCGGGAUGAUUAUAGCAAUUUUGGGCAUGAUCUGGUACGGGAACGCCUCGUCAAAACCCGGUGGUAAAGAACGUCGAUCUUAUUCACUUCCCAAAACCAGUCAACCGAAAAAAGACUCGCUUCUAGAAGCUUCCGAAACCGAUGAUAAGGUGUAAGCAAGCCAUUUUCCCAAGUAUAAUACAAAAAAAGGAAACUACACAAACUGUUUAUCUUGCUAGAAAAUGGGUUGUUAUUUUUAACUUAAGUUAUAUGAUUUUUGUUUGUGAUAAUCAUUUAAAUUGUUAUAAUUUGAAGAACUUAUUAGAAGUGGGAAAGCAUAUCCUUUCAUUGUUUUAGUUC